GUAUAUGUAAAACCCCAACUCGAGCUCAUAAAAUCCAAUUUAAAACAACCUAAACAGAUAAAAUAAUCAAAUAUGAACCGGCCGGCCCGACGGCUAGUUCAACCGGCCAAUCUCUUGUCCAGACAGGCAAGCCUCGAUUCGCACGAAACUCCACUUGGCCGUCCCCAGACAAAACACCACCGAUUCACCACCUUCUUCUUCUUCAUCAUCUCUCUCUCUCUUUCCCCAGUUAGAUCCUCCCCAGUCCCCAACCUCAGUCAACUGAUCAAAACUGUGUGCAUGUUUGCUUAGUCGUGAAGCUCUCACGCUCCGCAGCUCCUUUUAAAUCGGCCCGACUAGAUCUCGGAGUCUCAUUUCGAAAUCGCAAGAAAAUGGCCUCCUCGCGCUACCAAGUCGAGGUGACCCUCAUCGCGGCCAAGGACCUCAAGAACGUCAACUGGCGCCACGGCCCUCUCAGGCCUUACGCCGUCGUCUGGGUAGACCCCAACCACAAAUGCUCCACCCGUGCCGACCCCGAAGGCGACUCCUUCCCCGUCUGGGAACAGACCCUCCUCAUCCCCUUGCCGCCAGGAACCGCCAUCGACGACGCCACGCUGUACGUCGAUGUCGUCCAUGCUGGCUCCGAGGACGGCACCAAGCCGCUGGUCGGCUCGGCCCGGCUCAGGCUCCGCGAUGUGCUCGAGGACGACUAUGGGUACAGCGGUGGAGGGCGCGCCAGCAAGCGGAGCCUCCCGCUGAAGCGGCCCUCUGGCAGGCCCCACGGGAAGGUCGACGUCAAGGUUGCGGUGAAGGAGACGCGCUACAGCACGCCUCCCACUGCCUACGGCGUUGCACCGCCACUGGCGAGCAGGGAGUACACCGCUCCGCCGUCAUACAGCACCCCGUAUGCGUCGCCAGCUGGGUACCCCAGCUAUGCGUCGCCGCAGCCUCAGUAUGAGGUGCAGGAUCGAUACUAUCCGACGGCUCCGCCAGCUGGGUACCCGAGCUACGGUGGAACGUCGUACGGCCAACCGCCACAGAGCUAUGGGCAGGAAGAGACAAAGAAGAGCAAGAGCAAGUUUGGGGGGAUGGGGACGGGAUUGGCGGUGGGUGCGGUCGCCGGGGUGUUGGGUGGGCUCGCGCUGGCAGAGGGGGUUGACUACGUAGAGGACAAGAUCGCCGACAACGCGGCGGAGAAGGUCGAGGACGAUCUCGCCGACGAAGACGAUGGCGACGACUACUAUGAGUAGCUCACUAUUGUCCGUCUCUAUUGACGUUUAUUAUUAUAUAUUUUAUGGGAUGAAUCGUAUCGUUUCU
This is a messenger RNA of Rhodamnia argentea, 1296 nucleotides long. RefSeq names its product protein SRC2 homolog. The record is from RefSeq and is a predicted model, not a curated record. Bases 372 to 1229 code for a protein of 285 amino acids. Lineage: Eukaryota; Viridiplantae; Streptophyta; Magnoliopsida; Myrtales; Myrtaceae. Gene Ontology annotation, biological process: defense response. The transcript has a single exon.